Molecule: messenger RNA, 2354 nt
Organism: Scleropages formosus (Asian bonytongue)
Lineage: Eukaryota; Metazoa; Chordata; Actinopteri; Osteoglossiformes; Osteoglossidae
Product: receptor activity-modifying protein 1-like
Exons: 3
Coding region: 8-631 (207 amino acids)
Biological process (GO): cellular response to hormone stimulus; intracellular protein transport; protein localization to plasma membrane
Cellular component (GO): membrane; signaling receptor complex; nucleosome
Molecular function (GO): coreceptor activity; DNA binding; structural constituent of chromatin
Source: RefSeq, a predicted model, not a curated record
AAGAAUCAUGCCUGAGCCAGCUAAGGCUGCACCUAAGAAGGGCUCCAAGAAAGCCGUGACUAAGACGGCGGGAAAGGGAGGCAAGAAGCGCAAGAGAUCCAGGAAGGAGAGUUACGCUAUCUACGUGUACAAGGUGCUCAAACAGGUUCAUCCUGACACCGGCAUUUCUUCUAAGGCCAUGGGCAUCAUGAACUCGUUUGUGAACGACAUCUUCGAGCGCAUCGCUGCUCUCUCUGCGGCAUACAGCUGCUCCCCCGUGACGGCCUGCGGCAGUGCCUACCAGAACGCCAUCGAGGACUUCUGCUUGACUAAGUUCAGGCUGGACAUGGAGGGUCUUGACAGGCAUCACUGGUGCAGCUGGGAGGACACAGUAGAGACAUAUGGAGACCUGACCAACUGCACCUACAUGAUUGCUCUGAAGAUGGAUUGCUUCUGGCCCAACCGCCUGGUGGAUGAAUUCUUCAUCGACAUCCACCGGCACUACUUCCAUAACUGCGCCCUUUCGGGCCGCCUGCUCCAGGACCCACCCAACCACAUCCUGGGCCCCUUCAUAGUGGUGCCCAUCCUGGUCACACUGCUUAUGACUGCUCUGGUGGUGUGGAGGAGCAAGCGCAGUGAGGGCAUUGUGUAGAAGAGUCUCCUGGGGGCUCUGGUUUAAGCAGACCCUUUGGACUGAGAUGGAGAGGGGCAGGAUACUGUUUCUGCAUCCUUCUCCACCUAGGGUAAGAAACACACGUUCAUGAACUGUAAGGAAAAUUCUGAAGGAUGUAUGGACAAGAACAGUGAUCCAGAGGUACACACACUCACACACACUCACACUCACUCAGACACAGUAGCAAUGCCCUGCCGGCCCUUGACUGGACACACAGCAAAACAGUCGAGGAAUUGCCUUGCGUCAAGGGUCACGCCCGGAGCACAGCACUGGAGAUGAGGCAAAACGCAGAACCUAGACUGCAAGGCCUGCUGGGAGAUGGGCAAGCCUGUUCUCGUGCGACGACGGAUUGUUGACUCAGUGGAUUCAACUGACUUUUCGAGUGUGUCAAAAACAAAUACACGUUUUAUGUUUCUUCAUUGAGUUCACUGUGCGAGAUGCCUUGGGAGACUAAAAAUCAUCAUAGUAGUAACACACAGGUGUGUGAGGGCAUAUAUAUAUAUAUAUAUAUAUAUAUAUAUGAAUGAAUGAACUGACAUAAGUAGCUGUACUGUAUAAUUAUUUAUAUUAUAUAUAGCAGGUAUGAGCAGUACUUGAUUAUUCCUUAUCAGUUGCGCAUAAUGCCGAUGGUCAUUGUCAGCAUACCAGAGAUUCAAUUAAAGUGUAAAAGGUGUGAGGUUUUUGUGUUCCUGUGUGUGCGUACGGCAGAACAUUUCACAACGCUGACCCGAGAGGAGCCAGCUGCUCAGGUUGUCGUCCCGGCACGCACCGCUCGCGGCACAACGGCUACAUGAAAGAAUGCGUGACCGAUGCACCUGAAAGCGAGCGACGGCUCUGAGCCAAGGUGGCGGCAGGCCAAGCCCAACAUUGCAUGAUGACAUCGGAGGCCCACAUGUGCGAACUUCACAGAUCUCGAUGGAAGGGCUUAGAACCCGGUGCUCAGAUGACAAAAACGUGGGAGAAGCAGUAAAGCACUGUUAUCUCUUCAAUCUUAGGGAAAUACAGGGAGGAAAAUCAUAAUAUAUUUAAUGUAGGCAUAAGAAAUUCCAAAACAAUCAAAAAACCAAGAAAAAGUGUUGUUUGUUGCUUAUUAAUUAACCCUCCUGUUUUUUAAUUUUUAAGAAAAAAAACAACUCAUGAUUGAUCAUUGCUCCCAUAAACCAUCGUAGUUUCACCUACUCUGCUCUGAUGCUGGGAAUGAUCCUGGCAGCAAUACCCUACUCAGUCCCUUACCCCCUUCUGGAAACUUCUUUACCCCAGUGUCUGUACAAAUAUGGGUUUGUGCAACAUGAGCACAUCAAAAUUGAGCUCUGAUUUCACAACUGGAAAGAAGAGCACAUUUAAAGGUGUUUAUUAACAUUAUAGAGGUCACGGAGAGAUGAUAUGACUCAAGAAAUUGGGGCGGAACUAGGAUGUUUGUUAAAGUUGCACUGAAGUUGUAAAUAUGUAUGUAAAUAUGUGUGGACUGAACAGAAGUUCACCGUCCACCAGUGACCGGGGUGAGCACAACCGGUGUUCUUAUUGCACAGUGCUGGGUAGAGCCGUUGAUCCUACCAGGGUUGAUUCUACCGUGGCUUGUAGGUGAAAAUGGCUGUUCUGAGUGAGACAAACAGAAUGAGAAAUCACAUGAAUUGUUAUGUAAAUGAUUACAUCAGAAAAUGUACUUGAAACACAAUUAAAUCAAGAGGCUGGAAAACAUAAC